AUGCCCUCUCUACGACCUUCUCGCCGCGACGACUUCGAGGUUGUAAUCAUCUGCGCGCUACCGCUCGAGUACGACGCCGUUUGCUACAUCUUCGACGAGUUCUGGGACCAAGAUGGCGAUCAAUACGGACGAGCCGCAGGAGACCCCAACAGCUAUACCACGGGCCGUGUAGGCAAAUACAACGUCGUUCUGGCCCUCUUGCCGCACAUGGGCAAGACCAACGCGGCCAGCGCGGCCGCCAGUAUGCGAUCGAGCUAUGGCGGCUUACAACUAGCCCUCCUUGUCGGAGUGUGUGGUGGUAUGCCUCGCGGCCGAGACGGCGAAAUCUUGCUGGGCGAUGUUGUCAUCAGCAAGACCGUUAUCCAGUACGAUUUCGGCCGGAAGUAUCCAGACAAGUUUGUACGCAAGAACACUGUCGAGGACAAUCUUGGCCGGCCGAAUAAAGACGCCCGCAACUUGGUCGCCACAUUCGAGACCGAUCGGGGCCUCGACCGGCUCGAACAACGGACUACCCAUUUUCUCCGGCAACUCCAGGCUAACGUUGCCCAGACAAGGCGUCGGGGCAAGUACGACUACCCCGGAACGGCGGAAGACAAGCUAUUCGCGCCGUCCUACCGCCACAAGCACCACAUGUCGCCGUCCUGUAUCUGCCGUGAUUGCUUCGGCGACUUCGACCCCGUAUGCGACGAGGCGCUCAGCUCGUCAUGCGCGAGUCUCGGAUGCGACGACAAACACCUUAUCGCGAGGAAACGGCUUCAGGCACAACCACAGUCAGAACACGAGGGUGGCGAUACGUCUCCGCAGCCUGCGGUGCAUGUGGGAGUUGUCGCGUCGGGAGAUUGGGUGAUGAAGUCGGCUGCGGACCGGGACAGGCUCUCCAGGGAAGCAGGCGUGAUUGCGUUCGAGAUGGAGAGCGCUGGGGUCUGGGAUGAAGUGCCGUGCAUCGUGGUCAAGGGAGUGUGCGACUAUGCGGACAGCCACAAGCACAAAGGGUGGCAGAACUUUGCGGCGGCGACUGCGGCAUCGGCGUCCAAGGCAAUUCUAGAGCGCUAUAUCCUGACUGAUAAAGCUCACCUAGCAUCCGCCGGCGAGGGUGAGUGCAGGUUGCCUCCGACAUUGACGAAGAGAGCUAAUAGCAAAGAAGACGGCAGGAGCGGCAAUGCUUCCGCGGCCAGCACAUCUCAACAGGACGAAGCAGCCAAAGCCGCGCAAGGGCCAGUCUUCUAUGGCCCCAUCUCAGGCAAAUACGUCAUCCCGGGAAUCUACACGACGACGGGAGGGACCGCCAACCUCAGUUUCGGGCCGCAGAGCUAA
Messenger RNA from Fusarium keratoplasticum, 1314 nucleotides. RefSeq names its product Phosphorylase superfamily protein. NCBI's taxonomy places the organism in Eukaryota, Fungi, Ascomycota, Sordariomycetes, Hypocreales, Nectriaceae. Gene Ontology annotation, molecular function: catalytic activity. Gene Ontology annotation, biological process: nucleoside metabolic process. Bases 1 to 1314 code for a protein of 437 amino acids. The record is from RefSeq and is a predicted model, not a curated record. The transcript has a single exon.